Solea senegalensis (Senegalese sole) is the source of this 1677-nucleotide messenger RNA. RefSeq names its product homeobox protein engrailed-1-like. Gene Ontology annotation, biological process: neuron differentiation; regulation of transcription by RNA polymerase II; multicellular organism development. The coding region runs from base 275 to 1288 and encodes 337 amino acids. Gene Ontology annotation, cellular component: nucleus. The record is from RefSeq and is a predicted model, not a curated record. Lineage: Eukaryota; Metazoa; Chordata; Actinopteri; Pleuronectiformes; Soleidae. Gene Ontology annotation, molecular function: DNA-binding transcription factor activity, RNA polymerase II-specific; RNA polymerase II cis-regulatory region sequence-specific DNA binding. The transcript is spliced from 2 exons.
CGCACGCACACUCACACACACACACAGAGAGAGAGAGAGAGCCGGAGAGCGCGCGGAUGUUUUCCGCUAACGGGAGAGGAGACACGCGGCGGCUGUAGGUGACGAUGACGAUGAUGAUGAAGAUAACGAUGAUGAAACCCUGGUGUUUCCUCUUCUCCCACGCGCUGAGAAUCUGAACGUGGAGCGAGAAGGAGCAACAAGUGGAGCUGGAGCUGCGCGAGGAGCAGGAGGAGGAGGAACAACCGCACGAGCAGCAGAACCAGGAGGAGUCAUCAUGGAGGAGCAGAAGGAGGCUCGCAGCAGCAGCAGCAGGAGCAGCAGGAGCAGCAGGAGCAGCAGCAGCAGCAGCAGCGGCUCAGAGGAGGAGAACAUGUCCUUGUCUCCUCACCUCCCGUCCUCUCCUCCUCCUCCCAUGAUCCAGCUGGGCGCGCAGGUGGCGCACACUAGAACCACCAACUUCUUCAUUGACAACAUCCUGAGGCCGGACUUUGGCUGCGGCCGGAAACAGCAGCAGCAGCAGGAGCAGCAGGAGCAACAAGAGCAGCAGGAGCAGCAGGAGCAGCAGAGGGAGCAGAGGGAGCAGAGGGAGCCGGCCUUCAGGCUCCACGCGCCGGCCAGGGACAAGGUGAACCCGCUGCGCGUGGCGCGGCCACCGGUGUGCGUUCAGGACAGCAGCAGUGACAGCACCUCCUCCUCCUCCCCCUGCUCCUCCUCCUCCUCGUCCUCUCCUUCGUCCAAACUGAGCGCCGUCAAGCUGCAGGGAGACGCGGUCAGAGACAGAGACAGAGACCGGGACCGGGACCGGGACCGAGACAGGGACAGGGACGGAGGAGGAGCCGCGGCUCCGGGCAGCGGCGGUAAAGGAGGCUCCACGGAGAAGGAGAAGGAGAGUCAGCCGCUGCUGUGGCCCGCGUGGGUUUACUGCACGCGCUACUCUGACCGGCCUUCAUCUGUUGUUUCCACACCAGGCCCCAGGACACGCAAACUGAAGAAGAAGAAGAGCAGCAAGGAGGACAAGCGUCCGCGCACGGCCUUCACGGCCGAGCAGCUGCAGAGACUGAAGGGCGAGUUCCAGGCCAGUCGCUACAUCACGGAGCAGCGGCGCCAGGCGCUCGCCCAGGAACUCAACCUCAACGAGUCCCAGAUUAAGAUCUGGUUCCAGAACAAGAGAGCCAAGAUUAAAAAGGCCAGCGGCUACAAGAACGGCCUGGCUCUGCACCUCAUGGCCCAGGGACUUUACAACCACUCCACCACCACGGUGCAGGAGGACAAGGAGGACAGCGAGUGAACCUCUCACAUAAUCUCAUCCUAAUCUCAUCCUAAUCUCAUCUGCUGCUGCUGCUGCUGGACCUUUGUACAAACCUGGAACUAAAGUGAACUCAUGUGGAGUAAAAAAAAAAAAACAACAAACAGACACUAUUUAAAAAGACAGAUUUCUGUUGAUGCUAACAGUAUAUGAACAUUAUUAUUAUUAUUAUUAUUAUUAUUGUUAUUAUUAAAGUUUAUAUAGCCACACACGUAUCAUGUUGUACACGUUAUAUUUCAUUCUCACACUUCCUGUGGUCGUCCUUCCUGUUUCCUGUUCUUCAUCGUCCUCGUCUUCAUCACCGCAGACUCAGCCAAGCCAAAGAUUUUAAUAAUGUUCUCGUGUCGUCUGAAAUAAAACAGAGAAACGUC